Chlorocebus sabaeus (green monkey) is the source of this 4444-nucleotide messenger RNA. It is a transcript of the gene C1QTNF2, whose product is annotated as C1q and TNF related 2. Lineage: Eukaryota; Metazoa; Chordata; Mammalia; Primates; Cercopithecidae. Gene Ontology annotation, molecular function: protein binding. The record is from RefSeq and is a predicted model, not a curated record.
GAUUGCAGUAGCUGAGAUUGCACCACUGCACUCCAGCCUAGGCAACAGAGUGAGACUCCAUCUCAAACAAACAAAUGUUCGUAGACUGAAUUCAAGACAGAGAGUAAAGACAGAGAGAGGCUAGGGAGAGGAAGUUCUAAGCCCCAUUCUAGCUUGACACAGUUCCCACAGCUCGUAGAACUGCCACUUCAGAAGUAUUUUGGAUUGCCUGCUACAUGAAGCCAUCAGCACUGCAAGGAACCAUAGGACAAGGACCCAGGAACUCUGCUAGGCUUUAGGAAACCUAGGUUCCAGGUAUCCUUCAAAAGUUAGGAAAACAUUUGCCCCCAUUCAUUCAGUCAGUAGUGUUUACUAAAUGUUUCACACUGCCAGGUAUAGCACCACUGCCUUUCUUAUACUUUUCAUUAACCUUUUUUUUUUUUCUAACCAAUGGGAGCAUGCCAGUGAUUUCAACCUCUGUCAUAAUGGAGCCACAUGGAUAACACACAGAUAUUACCACUACCCUAGGAGAGGGGCUUUCCUGAGCCCUUUAGAUUCUGAAUGACCUCCAGGCAUUCUAAGCAGUUUCCUCACCUUUCUGAUUGCUGAUACCUCUGACCCAAGGGGCAGUGGAUGGAAGUUUCCUUUCCAGCCACCUGUGUAUCAACACCCUAAACUCCACUCCACAUGUUAUCAUUCCUUCAUUUUCUAAGGUCACACUUCCCCUACAUUCAGACAAGUCUCACUGAUCUCUCAGGGUUCACCUGAAACAUCACUUUCCCAGGCCUUCCCCUUACUGCCCAGUUUAUACUUUAAGUUUUUGUUUUCUAUAACACUCAUUUCACUUGUAACCACUUGUGUCAUCCCCAACUGGAGGACUCUAAGUUUCAUGAGGGUAGGCAUCAAGCCUAUUUGUUUCCCUCUCUAUCCCCAGCACCUUGCUUGGGGACUGACACGUAACGGAUGCUUAUCAAAUAUUUGUUGAAUGAAUGUUUGUUGAGCCUACAAACUUUCAUUCUCAAAUGGUGUUUAUGUAGUAUUAGUAAUAAUUUCCUACAUAGUUUAAUGGCUUACCAAACAUCUUUAUGAGUUAGUGUCUCAAUUUUGGGGUAAAGGCAGUGCAGGUAAUAUUCUCCCAAUUUUUUAGAAAAUAAAACACCACCUAUGAGGUUGUCUGACUUGAUUAAGGCAGUGGUUCCAACAUUAGAAUUCAAAUGCAUAUCUGUAUUAAAAUUCUGACUAUAAAUUUUGUGUCACUUACCAGCUGUUAACCAGAUGCUCUGGCCAUGGAGCGAAAUAUGGGUAGCUAGUGGAAGAGAACAGUGGAAAGAACAGGGAGAAGCGAAAGCCAGGCCUUGGAGGAUUUCCUUUCCUCCAGUGCCUGCUUGAUUCCUACGCAGGAUUGCUUUGUCUAUCCUGGGAGUUGAGACCCUCAAUAAGUCUCUCAAUGACUUGAGGUUGGGCCAGAGAGCAAGUGAGGCCAGUGAAUCCUCACCUUCUGGGGAGGAGAGAAAUGAGAGCUGGGACACAGGGCACUCACCCACAGUAGUGUGUAUGUGCACACUCACAUCUGGACAAAAUCCACGCCAAGGCAUGCAUACAAAUCAACACAGAAUGAGCCACUGCACAGUCAUACACAUUUAAAUAUGCACCCCACAUACAGAUGUCUAGCCACUAUCGUGUACAUCCAGCCGCUGAUGUGCACUCCAGUUGUACACCAAGCUGCCAUCUUGGACAUGUGCAUGCACGUGUGCAUACACCGAACAGCCCUGAUGAAAAAUUUGGAUAAACGCACUUUUGCACAUACACAACUAAACACAUCCAUAUGAUUUAUCAUCACACUCAAGUCCAUGCACACCUUUGCAAACGUGUGGGAAACAAUCACUCUGAUCACUGGUGCACAAAACCUCCAAAUACACUAACAAGCUCUACCCGCGCAGAGAUGCAUCGACACACCCGAGUUGUCAUCAGCACUGCAAGUUUUUUCCAAACAGCUGCUAAAAAGAGAAUGCUGCGCUGCGGGCCAGCCCACGUGACCGGGAGGAAGGCUCUCCCGCCCAUGACGGGAUGGGAAAACUAUGCCUGGGGCCGGCGCUCGGCCCGGCUGCUGCCGCCGAGGAAAGCCGGGACGCGGAGCCCCGCCGAGAGCUUCUUUGCUCCGGACGCCCCUGGACGUGGCGGGCAGCCGCGAGGGUGACCACCAUGAUCCCCUGGGUGCUCUUGGCCUGUGCCCUCCCCUGCGCUGCUGACCCACUGCUUGGCGCCUUUGCUCGCAGGGACUUCCGGAAAGGCUCCCCUCAACUGGUCUGCAGCCUGCCUGGCCCCCAGGGCCCACCCGGCCCCCCAGGAGCCCCAGGGCCCUCAGGGAUGAUGGGACGAAUGGGCUUUCCUGGCAAAGAUGGCCAAGAUGGACAGGACGGCGACAGGGGGGACAGCGGAGAGGAAGGUCCACCUGGCCGGACAGGUAACCGGGGAAAGCCAGGACCAAAGGGCAAAGCCGGGGCCAUUGGGCGGGCUGGCCCCCGUGGCCCCAAGGGGGUCAACGGCACCCCCGGGAAGCAUGGCACGCCAGGCAAGAAGGGGCCUAAGGGCAAGAAGGGGGAGCAGGGCCUCCCAGGACCCUGCAGCUGCGGCAGUGGCCAUACCAAGUCAGCUUUCUCGGUGGCAGUGACCAAGAGCUACCCACGGGAGCGGCUGCCCAUCAAGUUUGACAAGAUUCUGAUGAACGAGGGUGGUCACUACAAUGCUUCCAGCGGCAAGUUCGUCUGCGGCGUGCCUGGGAUCUACUACUUCACCUACGACAUCACGCUGGCCAACAAGCACCUAGCCAUCGGCCUGGUGCACAACGGCCAGUACCGCAUCCGGACCUUUGAUGCCAACACCGGCAACCAUGAUGUGGCCUCGGGCUCCACCAUCCUGGCUCUCAAGCAGGGUGACGAAGUCUGGCUGCAAAUCUUCUACUCAGAGCAGAAUGGGCUCUUCUAUGACCCUUACUGGACAGACAGCCUCUUUACGGGCUUCCUAAUCUACGCCGACCAGGAUGACCCCAACGAGGUAUAGACAUGCCAGUGUGGUCCGCCAGGCAGGGAGCAAGCUUCUGGACUUGGGUUUACAAAGCAAGACCCCUCAACUGUAGGCUGGGGGUGGGGGGUCCAGUGAGCAGUUCUAGCCUCAGGCUGACCUCCUCUGCCUCUUUUUUUCCCCAUCAUUAAAUCCAAACCUUUUUAUUCAUCCGACCAUCUAUUUAUUCACUUCUUUUUAAAGUAUCUACUAUGUAACAGGCACUAUGCUAUUCUCUGAAAGGCGCAGCAGUGGACAAGACAGAGCAUCUGUCCUCAUGCGGCUUACAUUCUAGCAGGAGAUACAAUUUACAAAUAACCAAGCAGAUAAUAUAAUAUUAUGCCAGGAUAGAAAUGAACAUGCCAUGGUUGACAGUAAUAGGAAUAACAGGAGACAGGGAAGAGGUGGAAAUUUGUUUCUUUUUGUUUGUUUGUUUGCCUUUUUAGGUUUACUUACAUACAGUGACUCUCCAAAUUUUAAGUUGACAGCUCAGUGAAUAAUUUUUACUUAUGUGCACACCCUGAAACCUCCAUGUAGAUCGAAGAAUAAGCUAUUUCCAGCCUCUCACCUCCCUUCCCCAAAGGCUCUCUUAAGACCCCUCUAAGUCAGUACCUGGAAAAGUUCCAUUUUUUAGCUGAGUUCCAAAGAAGGAAAUAGAGCAAUGCAAAGGCCUCGGAAAAGAGGUCUCCCAGCAAAAGACUCUGCAAGUGCAAAGACUUUGAUGGAAAAGAGGGAGGGGCCAACGUCAGAACUGAGAAACGAGGCAUGAGGCGUGAGGCUGGAAGAUAAUACAGAACCUCCCAGGCCAUGGCAGAGGUCGUUCCACUCACAAAGGCUUAUCAGAAUGCAAAGUGAGCACGACACUGAUAAGCGGAUCAUCUUGAAUCUGCUCAAUGCAUGAGUCAAGUCGGCCACAGACUUGAGCACUUUAUUAUUAGUUAAUCUUUUGCAGGUCCGCUUCUCAAUGAAUGAGAUACACCAGGGUAUGCACGUACACCUGAGAACCGCUGCUCUAAGAUGGCAGGAAUGGAUCCCACGCAAAUGAAUCUCACCCCAAGCCCAGGUGUUUCCAGUAUGCAGGGAUCUGAGGGUUUAAGAAGCUGCAGUAAAAGUGCCAGGUGCUGGCUGGAUGUGGUGGCUCAGGCCUGUAAUCCCAGGACUUUGGGAGGCUGAGGCAGAUGGAUCACUUGAGGUCAAGCGUUCAAGACCAGCUUGGCCAACGUGGCGAAAUGUUAUCUCAAAAAAUACAAAAAUUAGACAGGCAUGGUGGUGGGCACCUGUAAUCCCAGAUACUGGGGAGGCUGAGGCGGAAGAAUUGCUUGAACCUGGGAGGUGGAGGUUGCAGUUAGCUGAGAUCAUGCCACUGCACUGCAGCCUGGGCAACAGAAUAAGACUGUCUCAAAAA